AUGGGUAUAUGAGUUAGGCUUUGAGCCCCUGAUGUGAGUUGCAAGAAUCGUCGACUUCUGUCCGCCUCACCAAAUUCUAUUACCUGUAUUUCAAUGAGUUGUAUGUGGACACAGCCAUGCCCAAGUGUGCUCUCUGCCAGGAAACAUUCCCAUCAAAAGUAAAACUUGUGCAACACUUUGGCGAGGCUCAUAGUAUUGCCAGGCAAAGAGCCCGGCGCUCCAAGGUAGCUGAAGCUAUUAGACGCAUCACUGUAGAGGCUGAUAAUGAGGAAGUUAUAGUUCUAGAUGAACACGAGGAUGCUAAUUUCAUCACCAACACGAGACAGCCAUUACAUUGCUCAGAAUGUGAUGAUCAGUUUGCCACUCAUGCUAGUUUUCAGAGUCAUCAGUGUAAUCUUGGGAAUGAUGCCAAGUCUAAGAAGCAGCCCGUUUCAUGCCACUUCUGUGGACAGAAAUGCAAAGAUCGUCGUGGGGCUGCAAUUCACCAAGCAUUUUGUGAAAAGAAAAUUAAAGAGAGUUCAGAUUUAAGCCAACAAGAAGUAUCAAAUAAUAAUUUUGCUUCAUUAGAGACGAAUGUGAUAGGUUUACCAACGUUGUAUGAAUGUCCAGCUGAUGAUUGUGGAGCCAUAUUCAAAAAUGAGGACCAACUGGUAAGACAUGUAGAAAGGCAUCAUAUUGGGGAGGGCAUCACUAUUAUCAGAAGUAAUACACCCCCAAGAAGCCCUCCUUAUAGUCCCCAGCCAGAACCACAUGUUCCAGUACCUCGGCAAUCAACACAACCCCCUCUUGUGACAGUUACUAUGAAGCCCCAUAUUGGCAAAACUGAAGGGUUACAGGACCUGUCUCUCCUCAUAACUCCAACAAAAACUGUUGACAGAGCCCCAGAAUUUCUUGACUGUGAUACUGAUGAUUCCUCAGCAUCAAAACAAGAUAUGGAAGAAAGCUCCACCAGCAUCACUAUGGAAGAAUACCGAGCCUUAGAUGGAGGGGUUGGAGGAAAUGGUGAAGCGGUGCUGUAUGUUGCAGAAGAUGGAUCUGUACUUCAGGCAUCGCAAACAAGCUGCCAGCUAGAUGGCAAUGGUCUUAAUAACAUUGGAAGGGAGGAAGAGACCUUUCUGAUAAUUACAGGUGAUGAUCACAAAAUAAAGCCAGAGAAGUUUACAUGUAGCACUUGUGAACUGCAUUUUUUUGAUAAAAAUUUGCUUUCAGAACACAUUCUCAAACACCACAACACAAGUAGAGACUUCUCCAACAUUCAGAUUAAAAGUGAGCCAAUGGAUAUUGAAGAGGAGCAGCUAGAAGACAGAAAUGAGGAUGAUGAAGACUGGGAAUUAUAUUUGUAUGAUAGAAGAAAAAAAUACAGUGCAGAUGUUAAGGUUGAAAAGGGAAAGCUUGAAUACAAAUGUAGUCUUUGUAAGCGACACUUUCUCUCUGAAUUAAGUUAUCAGACCCAUGUAAGAAACAAAGAAUGCAAAACCAAAAAAUUCAAGUUACCCAGAAUGUUUUCUUGUCAUUUCCCACAGUGUGAUUCAUCAUUCUUUAAGCUUACUGAGCUACAGAGACAUUGGCAGAUUGCUCACAAAUUUUCAAUGGCUACUAAAAAUGUAGAAUUUGAGGAUGAAAGAACAUUUACAGAUUGGUUAGCUGAAGAAGAAGAGAAACACAAAGUGCGUUUCACCUGUGAUGUUAAGCGCAGGAAGCCUCACCGAACUGAGCGAUUACUAGUGUGCCACAGGUUCCACCAUCUCCGUACAGCAGCUGCAAGGAAGAGUGCAAAGCGUGAGUAUUCAGAUAGACACAACUGGAUCCACAAAAUUCAAGCUUGUUUGUGUUUUGCUAGAAUGAAAGUAUACCAAGACUUUAAUGAAGAAACAUGUGAUUACACAGGCAAGAUAAGUGUUGUAUAUUAUUUUGAACAUAGUCACCCUGACAAUGAGUCACGGGAAGGUAAGGAAGAGAUCUUGGAUCAUAUUUUACAGCGAAAUAAGCGCAAUAGAAAUACUCAGUUCCAAGACUUAAAAGGCAACGAAAAACUGCUUCAUCGUCAGAAGUUAGAAAAGUUUGCCAGGAUAGCAGGAAGAGAGUAUCGUUCCUCAAUCAAAAGUACAAAAAUGUCCGAUUCCGUUCGUAAAUUUAAAAAAGAAUCGGAGGAUCAUCCCGUCAUUAAUGAAGUGGAUGAAGACCAGAUAGCUGCAGUUCAGGUCGCUAACAACCUCUUAGGAAGUGAUGAACUAUUUGCAUCACAAGUAGAAAUGGUUUUAGAUGGACAGUUUGAUAUGGGUCACGAAGUGCUUGCGGGAUCAGUGGUGACGCACCUUGAUAAUCUUCCCAUUUUUGGCGGUGACAGAGUGGAGCAAAGUAGCUACAGGGACGACGAGGAAGGUCAGGAGAAGAACGAUACUAAAGAACUAGAAGAGGAAGAAUCCACAAUGCAGGCAGUAUUACCUGCCAGCACUGCAGACUGGGAGAAACUGUUUGCAUUGGUACGAUCUAGAGUUUCAAGUGAGGAUAACAAUGCCAUUAAGGCUGAGGCAGCUUUAGUUCUUCCCUAUGAAAAAGUGAUAGAACUUGUAUCGCCCAGUGAACAGAUACCUAUAUUCAGACAGUUAUGGGAACUGGCUUACCCAACUAGUCAAUCUCAGGACUGUGUUCAGCUGGAAAUUAGAAUGGUGAGAUAAUUUUUAGAUUUAUGUUAUCAUAUGGAUAAUAACUUUCAUUGACACUGUGACUAGUGAGAAGCAUUGUAUGGACUUUGGACUUGUAUGUGAUUUAAUGAGUUUAAUUAAAUUUUGAAAAUCAUGGCAAAGUUAUUAUAAGUUUGCAUAUUUAUUUCUAUGCUGAUCACUUGUUUUAGACCUGUAAAUUCCUGUAUAUUAAUAAAUCUUUUGUUAAAA
Homarus americanus (American lobster) is the source of this 2894-nucleotide messenger RNA. RefSeq lists its product as uncharacterized. Gene Ontology annotation, molecular function: chromatin insulator sequence binding. NCBI's taxonomy places the organism in Eukaryota, Metazoa, Arthropoda, Malacostraca, Decapoda, Nephropidae. The transcript is spliced from 2 exons. Gene Ontology annotation, cellular component: chromosome. The record is from RefSeq and is a predicted model, not a curated record. Bases 117 to 2678 code for a protein of 853 amino acids. Gene Ontology annotation, biological process: regulation of transcription by RNA polymerase II.